GAUGGUGAAUGUGACAAGGCAGUGGCACCACAGCUGGGGCUACUAAAAGAAAUUAAGACAGAACCCGACAAUGCUCAAGCAUGUCACAUACUAAAGAACCUACAAAGGAUGAACUGACUCAAGCUACGAGUUAUUCUGUAUGUAGGAACAGAUUUCUUUAGAAUAUUGGUAUAUGAACCUGCUGAAAUUUCUAAUAAAACAAAAAGUAAAUCAGUAAAAAAAUUAGUUUCAGUAUUCUGUUUAGAAAUAACCUAAAGUAGAUGAGUAUUGGGAGUAUGAUUACCAUUGCGUUGACGGCACUGGAAACUAACCAAUUAGGAAGUAUCUAUUACUCUUCAACCCAUGGACAUUUAGACACAUAGAUCAAGUUUGAAUAUGAUAGCUAUAACAAGUAGGAAAAAUAAUUGUCAUGAACAUGUCUACUGUCUGUUGGUAGUGGCUGUUCUUGACAAAGAUUCUGAAAUGACAUCUGGGUACCAAAGAAAUACAAAACAAUGUAGUGAGUGAUUGAUGUUUUUACCAAAGGGCAUCAAAAAGGUAAUACUUACUAAUAUACCUUGGUUCAACUCGGUUAUUCAAUCCAUUGGACAAACUUGAGCAUAAUUACCUGCUGAGUGACUGGUUGUUUUAAGUACAUGGUAUUCAUUAUUUUCAACUCUCUUUUUUAGGAGUAUUGUCAAGCCCAACAGUCCAAAGCUCAGGAGAGUGAACUGAAAACAAACACUGUGUUUUCAGACAGUGCUUCACAGUUAACUACAGGCACUCAGCUUUCUCUGGCAUCUCCUGGCACGAAUAAAAUGCUUCCUUCAGUUUCAGCCACAGCUAUUCAGGUUUCCUGUUCUGGCUGCAAAAAAAUUCUCCAGAAGGGACAAACUGCUUAUCAGAGGAAAGGAUCUACUCAACUUUUUUGCUCUACCCCAUGCAUCAGUGAAUACAUUUCAUCUGCCAGUUCACCAGCUCCUACCAAGAGAACUUGUUCAAACUGCUCAAAAGACAUUUUAAAUUCAAAGGAUGUGAUCACUAUCCAGCUGGAAGAUACUAGCUCUAGCAGAAAUUUUUGCAGCCCAUCUUGUCUUUUAUCAUAUGAAGAAAAAAGAAAACCAUUUGUUACCAUAUGCUCUAACAGCGAUUUGACCAAGUGCAGCAUGUGUCAGAAGACUGCUGUUAUUCAGUAUGAAGUAAAAUAUCAAAAUGUGAAACAUAGUCUUUGCAGUGGUGCCUGCUUUUCAAAGUUUCACUCUGCUAACAACCUCAUCAUGAACUGUUGUGAAAACUGUGGAGCUUAUUGUUACACCAGCUCUAGUGUGUUCCAGAUAUUUCAGAUGGAAGGACCGUCCCAGAACUGUAGCAGUUCAAAGAAUAUUACAGCAUAUAAGCAGAAACCAGCCAAACCACUUACGUCUGGUCCUUGCAAAUCAUUGAAGCCCUCAGAUGAAAUGAUUGAGACUACGAAUGACUUGGGGAAGACAGAGCUUUUCUGUUCUUUUAAUUGUUUCUCUGCAUACAAUAAACCAAAGAUGGAAUCUUCUACAGAUGUUUCCAUGGUGCAUGAUAAUUCAACAGAGCUCCUUUCUCCAAAGAAAGAUACAACUCCAGUUAUAAGCAAUAUAGUGUCAUUGGCAGACACUCAUGUCUCUUUGCCCAUCAUGAACACUGAUACCUUGCAAGGUACAGUUUCUUCAGUAAUGGCAAAUAUCACUGAGGAUAGUUCUUCACCCAGUGAGUCAAGCAGUAGUGCUACUAAUAGUGGUGUGGAACAGCCAAGCCUUUCACCAUCUUUGUCACUCCUCAGUCAGCUUACAGUUGGUUCCAGUACAGAAGUACAAAAAGAUAAAGUAUCAAACCAGGAUCCUUCAUACAAUAUGAAAUCUAUGAACGUAAGUGAUGGACUGUGUCACCGAGAAUUUACGUCCAAAGUGCAAAAAGUCAAAGGUAAAUCACAAAGGAUUAAAAAAUCUUGUGCAAAUUUUCAGCAUUUGCAAGACAGUAUUAAAAAAGAUAUGACAUUUUGUUAUUCAUGCCAGUUGUUCUGCCAAAACAAUUUUAGCUAUGGAAGAAAGUCAUUUGCAACUCCUAAUUGGAAAAAAACUCUGGAAAAAUUCAGGAAACAUGAAAAAAGUGAAAUGCAUUUGAAAUCAUUGAAAUUUUGGCGGCAGUAUCAGUUUUGUGAUGAAACUGUUAAUGAUAAUUUACCUAUUCAUUCAAAACAGAUUGAGAGAAAUAAAAAAUACCUGAAGUUAAUAAUUGAAAAUAUUUUAUUUCUUGGAAAGCAGUGUUUACCCUUAAGGGGAAAGGACCAGUCUAUUUCAUAUGUGAAUAAAGGCAAUUUUUUGGAACUGUUAGAAAUCAGAGCAAAAGAUAAAGGAGCAGAAAUAUUUCAACUUACGAAUUCACAAGUCGACUUCUAUAAUAGUACACAAAUUCAAAGUGAUAUUAUUGAAAUAAUAAAGACUGAAAUGUUGCAGGAUAUUGUGAAUGAGAUCAAUGACUGCUCAGCCUUUUCCAUAAUAUGUGAUGAGAUAACUGACAGAGGAACUACAGAACGGCUUUCAGUUUGUGUAAGAUACCCACAGAAAUCACCAAACGCUGUCUUCAUUAAAGAAAGAUUCUUGGGUUUUGUUGAUACUGGAGAGAUGACUGGGACCCCUUUACAUAAUACUGUCAAAACUUACUUAGAGCAACUUGGAGUUGAUUUGAAUAAAAUGCAUGGCCAGGCUUAUGAUAGUACCACUAAUUUGAGGAUAAGAUUUAGUAAAAUUGCAGCAGAAUUCAAAAAGGAAAAACCAAGAGCUUUAUACAUACAUUGUUAUGCUCACUUUUUGGAUUUAGCAGUAAUUAGGUUUUGUAAAGAAGUAAAAGAACUCCGAAGUACUCUAAAUGCUCUCAGUUCUUUGUUCAGUGCUAUUCAUAUGUCUGGAGAAAUGUUGGCAAAUUUUCAGAACAUUUGUAAGCUAAGUCAAAACAAAACAUGCAAGAAGCACAUAUCACAAUCAUGCUGGACGGCCCAUGAGCGUACCCUGCUAUCUGUGAUCGACAAUCUUCCAGAGAUUAUUGAAACAUUGGAAGUCAUAUCGAGCCAUUAUGCAAACACAAGUCUGGCUGAUGAAUUGAGUGAUUUGCUGAGAUUGGUUUCCAGAUUUGAAUUUGUCUUCUGUUUGAAAUUUCUCUAUCGAGUGCUAAGUGUUACAGGAAUUCUUUCCAAAGAGCUUCAAAGUAAAACCAUAGACAUUUUUUCUCUAUCUUCAAAAAUAGAAGCAAUUUUGGAAUGUUUAUUAUCUGAAAGAAAUGAUAUAUAUUUCAAAACUAUUUGGGAUGAAGCAGAGGAAAUAUGUCAAAAAAUAACCUGUAAAGGUUUUGAAGUUGAAAAACCCUCUCUUCAGAAAAGAAGAAAAAUUCAGAAAACAAUAGAUCUUGACAAUUCAGAUAGUAUGUUUUUUCCUACUUCAGCAGAAGAACUAUAUAGAGUUAAUAUUUAUUACCAAGGAUUGGAUACUGUAUUACAAAAUUUUAAAUUAUGUUUUUCAGAGUUUGAUUAUUACAAAAUAAAGCAAAUUUCAGAACUGUUAUUUAAAUGGAAUGAACCAUUAAAUGAAACAACAGCCAAAAGUGUUCAAGAAUUUUAUAAACUUGAUGCUGACAUUAUCCCAGAGCUUAGAUUUUAUCGGCAUUAUGCAAAGCGUAACUUUGUUGUAGAUAAUGAUUGCCUCAACUUCAUCAGUCUUGGCUAUUUAUUUAUUCAACAUGGUCUACACAAUAAUAUUCCUUGCAUCUCAGAGCUGCUAUUUAUUGCUUUGUCUUGGCCAAUUACUUCACCAAGUACUGAAAACUCAUUAUCUGUACUGCCCCGUCUUAAAACGUAUUUAUGUCAUACCAUGGGACAAGAGAAGAUUAGUUCCCUGGCCCUAAUGGCUGUUGAGCAGGAAUUGGUAAAUAAACUCAUGGAACCUGAAAGACUCAAUGGAAUUGUGGAAAAGUUUGUCAGUCAGAUCAAAGACACAUAAUGAGACAGAACGAGAUAUAGACCAAUAUACAGAUAUACCUCUUUUAGAACUCAGUUCCUCCCUGGAGUAUUACCUGUUCUUUAAAUAUCUUUCUAGAGAUAUUUUUUGUAAGUGGUACUGUAAAAUGCACACUGUUCUUCCACAUAACAUAUUUUUGAGAUUGUCCCAUAUCUGUACAUAAAGAGUUUCUUGAUUUUUUUUGCAACUGCAGAUUUCAUUGUGUGAAUGAAUGUACCAUAAUAUAUUUGAGUAAUCCUUAAUGACAUGUUUUCUCUAAUCUUUUGCUAUUAUAAACACUUUAAUAACCUUGCACAUAGAUCAUAUGGUACACAAGUGAGUAUAAGAUAAAAUCUGAAAUUACAUUUAGAUCAGAAGAUUGUGCAUUUUUAUUUUUGAUAGAUCUAUAUAUGCGGAUUGUGCCAAUUUACACUCCCAUGAUACUUGAGGUGCCUAAUUUCUUUAAAUCUUUAUAAACAGUGUAUCAAAUGUUUUGAUCUUUGCCAAGCUGUUAGUUGAAAAUGGUAUUUUAAUCUCAGUCGAAUUUUAUAUUUUCACUUAAUAAGGUUGGAUGCCUGUUUCAGUUCUUUGUAUUUCUUUUUUUUUGUAACUGUCAUGUUUAAAAAUUAAAAUUAAAUAUUGCUGUAUUUAUACCUCACCUGGAUAACACAGCAAAUUAUUGAGCUACUUGAUUAAAAUAUGACUAUUUUCAAAUAAAUAACACCCA
Molecule: messenger RNA, 4725 nt
Organism: Nycticebus coucang (slow loris)
Lineage: Eukaryota; Metazoa; Chordata; Mammalia; Primates; Lorisidae
Gene: ZMYM1
Product: zinc finger MYM-type containing 1
Exons: 9
Coding region: 798-4001 (1067 amino acids)
Molecular function (GO): protein dimerization activity; zinc ion binding
Source: RefSeq, a predicted model, not a curated record